Solea senegalensis (Senegalese sole) is the source of this 5105-nucleotide messenger RNA. It is a transcript of the gene hnf4g, whose product is annotated as hepatocyte nuclear factor 4, gamma. Gene Ontology annotation, biological process: regulation of transcription by RNA polymerase II; cell differentiation; anatomical structure development. The record is from RefSeq and is a predicted model, not a curated record. NCBI's taxonomy places the organism in Eukaryota, Metazoa, Chordata, Actinopteri, Pleuronectiformes, Soleidae. Bases 2934 to 4304 code for a protein of 456 amino acids. The transcript has 11 exons. Gene Ontology annotation, cellular component: nucleus. Gene Ontology annotation, molecular function: RNA polymerase II cis-regulatory region sequence-specific DNA binding; zinc ion binding; nuclear steroid receptor activity.
CUGUAAGAAUUAGAAGUUAUACAGCUACUACUCUUAUGGAGGAAGUGAAGUUUAACUUUGACAGUUUCUCAGGGAAGUUUGGUAACAUGUUCCGAUAAACCACGUGGCUUUGUAGUUUUGUGGUGACAUGGCAACUGUCCCUGUUCGUACACAUUUCAGUCUCUAUAGCUGCCAUCUACAGCUGGUGUGCCUUUUAACUGUAGUAUAUACUAUUCAUACUGUGCUACAGUACAGUGUGUGUGUGUGUGUGUGUGUGUGAGAGAGAGAGCCUGAGAUAGUGUUCUCUCUGUUGCGUCCGCCGACAGUAUUUUGUAAAAAACUAGAUAAGACUCGCCUUGUCAUGAGUGAGGUGCUGUUAAGAUCAAGUGAUAACCCAUUUCACAUAUUGUACAAGUAAUUGCUGUAAUCUGUCCUAAGAGAAUGGACCUGCAAAGCUAAGGCUAUGAAUGAGAGUUGCUGGGGCUGUCGUGUGUUGGACACACAUUCAGCCGUGCAUAUGCAUUUUUAAGGAUGAACAUUAUUUUAUUUGUGUUAUAUUAUUUGUUCUUGCAGGUACAAUUUGAGGAAGCAUGCAACAACACUGUUAAGUGUUGUUCAUGAGUUAAAUAAACAAUUUUUAAAUUCUCAUUUAUAUGGAUUUACUCAUAAUCUAUGUUGUUGUUGUUGUUGCAUUGGUGGUUUAAGAAGUGAAACAGCUUGGCACUAAAUAAUGUCUUCACAAGAGUCAGUUGGGAGGCUGCUCAUCUGCAACUAUUAAAACCUCUAAUCUAAAUAGAGGCGACAGAGUUAUGGCCAGUUCACACAGCGAUAGCCUCUUUGCACUGAGUUUUAUGGCCUGCAAAGAGGUUUUGGUUGCUAGGUGGACACAAGGUUACGUCCUGCUUUUGUUUUCAACCAGAGUCAUAAUAUCUCUUAAUAUGUAAGUGUUUCGAAGGAUGUGUAAUUGAUCUUUUGUAUCCAUUUUUAAAUCAGUAUGUCAUCAUUUUUUCAGCUUGCUGGACAAAUUAUUAAAGUGAAAACAGCAACAAUGACUUUAUGAAUGAAUUUAAUGCUGUUAUCAGUGAAAGCUGAUGUGAAAAUAAAACACUUUUUGGAGCCUUCAAUCUAUUUAACAAUAGCAAUUUCAUUAAUACAGAUAUUUCUUUAAUGAAACUAAGACUCAAACCACAAAUGAUGCAACUUAAAAGCAGCUGUAUGCGUUAGAGCACAAAAUUAACUUUAUGUUUUUUAUCAUAUAUUUUUCAUUCUUAUCCCAUUCUAAUCCAGAUACAGUAACAUACUUUUAAUAUGACUAUAAAUUUAAUCCAGAACACUUCAGUGCUUUUCGCCCGACAUUUUGUGUUUGACAGUUCUUCAUUCAUCUCAAACUUGAUGAGUCAGGAGGCCAGAUCUUACAGCCUAGUUAAAAUAUAAACUCUCGAUCACUUCUCUCUCUCCCUCUCUCUCGUUUCUGUCCCUUCAUUUCAUUCUUUAAUUAAUGUGUAUGUGAUUGGACCGUCAUUUUAGAUCAGAUAAUAACCAUUAAAUAAUCCAUUACUAUGCACAUUCUGAUAUACUGUGUUUAAAGUAGCAUUAUACGGUACGAUAAUCCUCAUGCCAGCUCAUAUACUGUAGGUGCUUUCUAGCCAUUACUGAUAUAGGGCAUCAAAUAUCCCAUAAUACUGCCUCUUAUCAUUUAUAGCCUUUCUGACAAUGCUCCGAAUGGAUUACCUUUAAGUCACAAGGUAAGAUUUAGUGCAGUGAAACUCCCUAAGUAAAAUGGGCGGGUUGUGACAUUUUAACUGGUUUAUGGCAGUAAAUUUGAGAAUGUUUACAGCAUUCCUGAAAAAGGAGACAGCUCCCUGACAACUGUUUGACUUCCCUUUUGAUUUUAAACCUUCGGUGUGGUCUAAUUCUCGUCCACGCGCCGUGCGUUUCUGUGGAAAGGUAGUUGAAACAAGUUGAAAAUGAACUUUCAAUACCCCGUUGCAUGUUGCUUCACUGGCAGUGUCAGUACACUGGAACUCUCUGAUCGUUCUUAAAGUGAAAGAACAGAGACAGCGUCAAUGCAGAAUUCUUAUUUAGUCUUGCAUAAUUCUUAGUAAUCAUUGCAGGCAUUAACAGAAAACAAUGACACUGUCAUAUCUUCAUUGUUUUCAUGGAAAUAAAACCAGAAACAUCUAAAUCUAUUUUAUCCCACACAAUUAUGCACAAUACACUUAUUAUAAGUACAGUACCGUGCAAAGUUUUAAGUGGAGGAAGUUUGCAGAGGUUAAUGUCAUUUGAGGUAUUUGUUUUACAGUGUAUGGGUAGUUAAUUUAGAAAUUCUCUGUGUAGAAUAAAGUUUUAUGAACGAAGGGUGGGCUGUAAACUCAGGAAGUGUGUUUGUCUAUGGAAGAGCUGAUGGGAGUUAUCAGUGUUUUCCACUUCACUUUGUGUCUUUUAUAGAUUAUAUCUGCUGAGGUGGUGGUGCUAUCACUCCACUAUUGAUUAGAUUAGAAGACUGGGAAGGACACGCACGCACAAACACACACAGACACACAAAUACUGUAAAAACACCCCGACCCCCCGACAGCAACCCACCCAUCCAUGUCACACAUGCCGACACACUCGUACAGAAGCAACUCACACACAUGUCAUUCAAAGAAGUGAGAGAAAAAAGAGGGAGUGAAAUCACUCUUUCACCUCUAUCUGUCCAUCCUAGAUAAGUGUGUGAGAGAAGGGACAGAUAAGUAAUGUGUACCAAAGUGAGAAGUCUUAGUCACAGCUCCUCCCACUUCUCCUUGUUCCAGACCCAAUCAGGUGGGAUUAUUGAUCCUUUAUUCCAGGGAUCUCCCUUGUCAUGUCUUUAAGAAUUAGAUGACGCAGAGUCAGGAAGAUAGGGGGGUGAAAGAGAGAACGACACCACAGUGUGAGCUGGUAAAAAAAGUGUGAGGAACCAGGUUGAAACAGGAAUGAAGUAUCUCGCUGCUCCUCAGAGUAAAACUCUGUUAGAUAUGGAAGUAGCCAACUACUGUGAAGGCCUUGAUCCAUCAUACAGCACGCUGGGCUUUGAGAAUGCAGAGGUGCUGUGUGGAAGAGGAGACAGCAUGCCAACAGAACCGAGCCUGGCCGGUCCGGAUGGAGUCAGCAGCAACUGCGCGAUCUGUGGAGACAAAGCCACAGGGAAACACUACGGUGCCUCCAGCUGUGACGGCUGUAAAGGCUUCUUCAGACGCUCCAUACGCAAGAACCAUGUUUACACAUGCAGGUUCAGCAGGCAGUGCAUUGUGGAUAAAGAUAAGAGGAACCAGUGUCGAUUCUGCAGACUCAACAAAUGUUUCAGGGCUGGGAUGAAAAAAGAAGCCGUGCAGAAUGAGAGAGAUCGGAUCAGCUCGCGAAGAAAUAUCCCCGACUCCCAAGACAUGCCACCCAUUACUAUUCUGGCCCAAGCUGAGUCACUGUCCCAACAAAUCACUGCUCCAGUUGUAAUGUCAGACAUAUCAGAGCAGAAGUCGGCCACUGUUGGCGACAUCUGCGAAUCAAUGAGACAGCAAUUGCUGGUGCUGGUUGAAUGGGCCAAAUAUAUUCCUGCUUUUGGAGAGCUGCCACUGGAUGACCAGGUGAGCUUGCUGAGGGCUCAUGCAGGCGAACACCUCUUGCUCGGGGUCGCUAAAAGGUCAACGCCAUUCCAGGACUUCUUGCUUUUAGGUAACGGCUGUGUGAUACACAGGAACAGUCCUGAAGCAGAGAUAUGUAGGGUAGCCAACCGCGUGCUGGAUGAGCUGGUCCAUCCUUUUCAGAAUAUCCAAAUAGAUGACAAUGAGUAUGCGGCUCUCAAGGCUAUUGUCUUCUUUGAUCCAGAUGCUAAAUCCUUGCGGGACCCUUCGAAGAUCAAGGCCAUCCGUCUGCAGGUCCAGAUGAGUCUGGAAGAUUACAUUAACGACCGUCAGUACGACUCCAGGGGUCGUUUUGGAGAGCUGCUGCUCCUGUUGCCCACCCUCCAGAGCAUCACCUGGCAAAUGAUAGAACAGCUCCAGUUCAUUAAGCUCUGCGGCCUGGCCAAGAUAGACAACCUGCUGCACGAGAUGCUGCUGGGAGGCUUAACAUCAGAGCCCACACACCUGCACCACCCAGCACACACCCAGCUGGCCCAGGAUCCCAUGACUGGACACACGCUUCUCAUCAGUGCCAUGCCUGUAACACACACUCCACAGAUAGCAGCUUCUCCUGACACUCCAAUCCCAUCGCCCCCACAGGGUCCAGGCCCAGAUAUGUAUAAAGUCUUCCCCCAGUCUCAUUGUCCUCCAGCCAGCCCCUCGUCUUCCUCACAGACAGACCCAUGACUUCUCCCUGCACUCUUCCAAAGCAGCUGACAUAAAGGAUCGGCUUCCUUGCCCUCUAUUCAUCAUCUCCUCCGUGGUACUUAAAACUUAUGAAAGCAAUCUCUGCUCAGUGUCUGAGGUUAGACUUUACCCCACGUCUUCCACCUGUGACUGUGAGGGCAGUGAUGCAACAAUAACUCAGAUAUGAUUAAAGUAGCCACGUGUAGCAAUUUAAAACUUCAAUAUGUCACUUUCAAAUUAAGGGACCUUGUAAAAAAACAAAAAAAAACACCACAGCAGUUAACAAGCAGAACCUGCACAUGUACUGUAGUUACGUUGCCACUGUAAACAAGAUAUGCGUUUUUCAAUUCAGGUUUAAGACGGCGUCGUAUCAGUAAGAUACAGACCCUGAAGAGAACAUGGUGGUAAUUCAACUUAUCUAAUCUAAACUUAACCAGUCAUAUAUUCCAAGUAAUAAUUUCAGACAUGGCUGUGGUGUAAAUUACUCAACGGCACGUGCAGGACAAAGUCAUAGCACACACUUGUUCAGCAGCUGAAGAAAAUAAAAGGGGCAUAGUAGUCUGUGGUCAAGGUCAAUAGGACACCAGUGGUAGGACUGUCAUUUAUCAAUAACGUGUAAAGAAGGUAAAUGCAAACACAGACUGUACAUAUUCAAAAAUGGUGAUUAUAGAUAUUUGGAUAAUCAAUUUUGAACUGCCUUGCUUAAUUCAAUGAUGAAUGAUUCAUUUUUAUAUUUUUGGUGUGUUGAUAAUGUUUACAUUUCUUAAUAUAUACAUUGAUUAAAUUGAGAUUUCAAAAGAA